Messenger RNA from Sclerotinia trifoliorum, 2199 nucleotides. NCBI's taxonomy places the organism in Eukaryota, Fungi, Ascomycota, Leotiomycetes, Helotiales, Sclerotiniaceae. The record is from the annotation of a GenBank genome assembly.
UCAGCCUUGUGCGCCGCCCACCGGCAUCAUCGAAAGCGCAGCACAGCGCAGCGCAGCACAGCCUAUACAUAUAACCUCUUGAGGUUGCCCAUCAUGAUUCCAAUCUUCAGUUUUGCGCAUGUCAUGCUUGUGAAGCCUAUACAUCAUGGAAAAAGACGGAAUAUUUGCGGACUUCGAUGAUCGGGCUACAUAUGAAGCCAGCCUCGAUCGAGCGGGACACAAAAAGAGUCGCAACUUUGUUGUCGAGUUCGGUAAACUUGAGGCUCAGAUAGCCUUUGAUUUGAACGCAGAUCAAGUGGAAAGGCUGCUAGAUAAACCUUCCACGCCAGCCGAGCGCGAACGACCUCCUGUGCGGUGGAUGUAAGUGGUGAUGCCAAAUUUUGAAGAGCGUUUGCUAAUAUGCUAUAGCAAUAUCUGGGGGCCAAACCGACAGACUGAUAUAAUCGAUGUUCUUGCACGUCGAUAUGGCUUCUCUCCAAGGCUUUUGGCUAUUAUUAAAACUCUGCCACCAAUCAAUAACUCGAGUCGCAAGGAUCAUCGAGUUAGUUACAAGGAAAGAUUGUUCGAAAGAGAUGAUAUCGAAACAGGCAGAGCGAGUAUGAAUGUGCCCAGAGUACAUGCGACUCAAGGAACUACAAGCCAUUACACCAUUGCGCAGCAAAUGAUCAACUAUCAAUCCGUCGAUGUCGGGGCACGCUUCAUGUGUGUUGGCGCAAACUGGAUGCAUGAGAUCGACCCACCCCCAAUAGGGGAAACCGAUAGUCCAAUAAUUCAGAACUCUUUCAGAGAUACAACCCAAUGUAGGCUCUGGUCAUGGCUUAUACUUUGCGAUGAUAAUACAGUCAUAGCUGUACACGAAGAUACCAUACCAAUUGCGAAGACGAAGAAGGAUGUGAAAUCAAUGCGUGGAAACACUCUGAGCGUUUUGAGCCAGUUGUCUAAGUCGGGACAUGAGGCAGCAGAUCCAAUAUCUAUGCAGACUGUCCGACAAGUUCUGGAUUUGAACACGACUCAUCCAAACAAUGGUAUUGAAGGAGCAAGCAACCUUUUUUACUAUCUAUUCGAUGACUGGCGAGCUGUCUACAAAACGGUGGCUUUUUUCAGAGGAAGCUUGCAACAGUUAGAAAGUUCUAUAUUUGAAGACAUGAGAAGAAAGUCCAACAAAGGUCCUGAUAUGAAUAUUAUUCCUCAUCUUCAUUUCCUCAGCAAGAGAAUUCGUCAGAUGCAGCAUUUGUACAAAGGCUACCAUAACCUCAUAACGCGGAUAUUGGAGCCCAAACCCUUUAGUACGUGGGAAACCGGCACGACUGAUGGCUCUUUUACGUCUCAAAACGGGAGAAGUGGAGUUAAACUAGCGGCAUCGGCAAGUCAAAGAUUUGAAAGACUGGGCGACCGUUUGCAACUAUUAAUUUUGAGCGAAACGGGUGAAUUUCUGGCUGAGAAAGAUGCGCUCAGUAACACUGUAAGACCUCUUUUCCUCUAUCGCCCAAAGUUUUGAAGAAGCUAACACAUUUCAAGUAUUUCAGCAUCAAUUCUCAAAAAGACUCUCAAGCCACGGCACGUCUAAAUCGCUCGGCUACUUUACUCGCCAAACUUUCGGUUCUUUUCCUUCCCGUAUCACUUAUGACCUCUUACUUCUCUACUCAACUUAGCGAUAUUGAGAACAAGUAUUCACUGUAUGAUUACUGGGUCGGUUUUGCAGUGGUGGUAUCUGCAUCAUUUGUGUGCUUGUUCUUCUUCAGCAAAUUGUUGAUGUGGGUAACAGAGACAUUAGAUAUAUGGGCGAAGAACAUAGGAAAGACAUCUAGACAUUUUUUUGUUAGUUGUCUGAGGAGCAUGGAUAGGAAGAAAAUUAAGCCUAAGGGAGAGAGAACUAUUCAUGGUAAAGAGGAUGAUGAUAUGGAAGAUGAAUAAUGUGAUGUGGUCAAUGAUCUGGAUUGGGUAUAUGGGUUCGAAUUCUAGGCAAAAUUUUCGAAAGGGAAAUGGAAUGGGAAAUUGACAUGGACUGUAUUAUAAUUAAUGGUUUGGGCUAAAAACGGCUGGGUAUGGUUUUUCCUUUUCGACAGUUCGCCUAUGCGAUAUCGAUGGAUUAUAUCCAGUGUAUUGAAUGUAUGAUAAUUACCUAUUUUGGCUGGGGAUAUAGGAUAUAGGUUUAUAUAGCAAUAGAUCAGAGACUCCUAAUAAUUACAGUCAAAUUUC